GCAGUGAGUGGCGAUCCAACAUUGGAAACCAGGUUAUUACAUACAUUAACCACUAAUAAAUCCGCAUAUCUUAGAUUUGGGGCUACGGGCUACGUCUUCCCCUGCCUUGCCAGGCUGCCAGCACGAAGGGAUUUUAAUUUCUUUGGAAGUCACGCAGAAUACCUUAAGACCUGCUGUGUGUUUUAGGCCGCGCCCGGUUUAUUUGGAGAUUCGAUUUUUCCUUCCCGCAGCUGCAUAUAAUCUCAACCCACCUAUCGAGCUACCCUGCAUCAUCAUUGACAUAAGUGAUAUCCAAGACGCCAAAAAGUCCAACACCAAAGCAAUCCGAAGCAAUGGCUGGAGGGGAUAGCCGCGGCACCAUCGCCUUCUCUUCUGGCAGGCCGCUAAUGCCAUUCGACAUCUUCGCCUGCCCCGUAUCGGCGAGAGAUAGCAGUGACGAGGUCCACCUCACCGACGGCAUCUCCCACAACUACAACUGCCGACCCAUCCCUCCGGCGGCGCUCAAGACCCUCCUAAAGCGCCCCAAGCUGGUCGCCGAGGUCGGCGCGACCGAGGCUGAUGUCGACGGUGGCCAAGUGUGCGGCUUCGUCUUCGUCUCCGAGAGGGAUGACGGCCUUGAGACUCUCUACGUGGCCCUUCACUUGGGUGCAGUUGGCGAGACGCCGCCGAAGGUGUUCUCCAUGGCUGAAAUCUUCGGGCCUGAGGAUUUCAGCGGCGCCCGGCUGGAGGACAGCGGCUGCUUCGCCGGAGGGUACACGGUGGGGUCGCACACCGUCGACCACUGCAUCGUCUACGUCUCCACCAAGGAGCCGGCCGGAGAACGUCGCAGCCCCUGGACGGCCGUGUACAAGACCAGCCUUCGAACAGGCAAGACGGAUCGCCUCACACCACAAGGAGUUUCUGAUCUGAGUCCGGUCGUGUCGCCUUCAGGAAGAUUCAUUGCAGUGGCGUCUUUUCAGAGGAAGAAUUGGUAUGGGGAGAUCGACAAACUCGACACUGACAUCUAUGUCAUGGACGUGGACAGUGAGGGUACAGCCACGGGGCGGGGGCGCAGGCUCGUCAUCACCGACGGCGGCUGGCCGUCGUGGGGAAGCGAUGAUGUCAUCUUCUUCCACCGAGGGGUCCGCCAAGAAAACCGUUUCGAAGCACAUUGGGGUGUUUUUCGGUACUGUAUGACCACUGAACAGAUCAUCCGAGUCACGCCAGAGGAUAUUGACGCCAUGACUCCAGCAGCCAUUAGCGAGACCAAGCUGGCUGUGGCCACCGUCCGCCAGAAAUCCAAUCCGUGGAUCCUGAUGCUCCCGGAGCAAUACCGGCACAUUGAGAUCUUCGACAUGACCAAAGACCUAGAUAGACCGGCGCGGAUCACCAUAAACAUCAGGCCAAAGGGCCACCACUUCAACCCCUUCGUGCUUGACGGCGGCAGCCGUAUCGGGUACCACCGCUGCAUAAUAAAACAACUCCUUUUUGAGGGCAAUGGACAUAUUGUUCCCAGAAGUAACUUCGAGGUUGCGAAGCUGCAGACCCCGGAGUCGCACAAGGAUAUCGACCUGAUCAGCAUGUUCGCCCUGUACCCAAGCAUAUCCAAGGACGGCUCCAUGCUCGCCUUUAUUGACCGCGAGUGUAGGGCCGUUUGGCUUGCCGACAACAAUGGUCUGCGCCUCAUCUACCAGAAGACGCGUGGUCAGAACAGCCUCUUCGCCGUAUCGUGGAAUCAAAACCCAAACAAGGACACACUGUACGUCUGUGUUGGGGCGAACUACAGAUUCGACAGGGCGGUGGAGAUCUACGCCAUCCUCAACGCGUCCAAGCCCAGAGCACAGCGGCGUGUCCAGCAGCUCACCGCAGGAGGUUUCAACAAUUCUUUCCCGUCCAGCAGCCCGGAUGGGAACAAGUUGGUGUUCGCCUCGACAAGGUAUACAGGAGACAAGGGUGAAUACUUCAGGCAGUACAAGAACCUGUUCGCCUCGACAAGGAAUACAGGAGACAACGGGGAAUACUACAAGAACCUGUACAUCAUGGAGGACGCAGAGAUAGGGGAGUUUGGGGACAGCGAUCUCACGCGUCUCACCUAUGGGCCGUGGACCGACAUCCACUGCCAGUGGUCCCCCAACGGGGACUGGAUCGUCUUCUCCUCGUCGCGCGACAGGCCCAGCGAUGCGCCGGUGCGUGACAUCCUUGACGAAGGGUACUACGCCGUGUUCUUGGUGAAGGCGACUGACCCGACAGUGGUCGUUAGGGUGAUAAAGAGCAGUGACGACCUCCGGGGGCAUGUGCAGUUCCCGGUAUUCAGUGCAGACGGGAGGAGCAUCGCUGUGGCGGCGGAUCUCGCGGCGGUGUCGGCCGAGCCGAUCUCGCUACCGCGGAUCAUUGAAGGGCUGCGCUGCUACCACGACAUUUUCGUGGUAGACAUCGACACGGAGGACCUGACAAAGAACAAGGACGUGAGGCGGUUCCACCGCAUCACGCACAGCCGCUACCAGUGCUCAAUGUUUUCGUGGACGGCGAUCGCGACAGAUAAUCAAAAGGCGCACUGGAACAUGUUGCUGCCUACUUUCCGUCAAUUUGAGCCUAUCGGAAACCUCUCUAUCCCCAGGAGAUUCGCCUGUUAGUCUCACAACAAAUAAACAUAGCGGCAGCCUAGUGCCCAAGUUAACAAUGCUGCUGUGUUGAGGAAGAACAUCCAUAUAUCUUCUUGCUUCUUUGAGAAUUGUGUACUACUAUUGUAUUUGCUGGAUGCAAGGUUAAUUCCUUUGA
Molecule: messenger RNA, 2757 nt
Organism: Panicum virgatum (switchgrass)
Lineage: Eukaryota; Viridiplantae; Streptophyta; Magnoliopsida; Poales; Poaceae
Exons: 3
Coding region: 333-2612 (759 amino acids)
Source: RefSeq, a predicted model, not a curated record